CCACCGCGCCAGCCAGAAGUGCUGGCUUUGCAACCAGCAUCCUUCUCACAGGACACAGGCAGAAGUGGUUGUGGAGACCAGGGCCACAGGUGACCCACAGUGCUCCAGGAUGAGUCUCAGAGGUCGAGUCAGGGGCUUCAUGCCUGCCCUGGGGACUGGUGGCCAGGCCAAAAAAGGGGAAGGGCAGACAGGGAACAGGUGUGGGUGAGCAUGUGGCCUGGCGCUAUAGGAGCUGGCUGGAGGGUCCUUGUCAAUCAGACACAGCUCCAGGUGUGUGCCAUCUCACAAAGGUACGCACCUGGCUGCCGAAUGCCCGCAGGCUGAGGAGCAGAGUGCUUGGUGUGAAUGUGAGAGAAGAGUGGGGUUCGCACACGGGCAGGUCCGGUCAGAUGCAUUCGUUCAUUAGAUGAGCUUUUAUUGAGCACUUUCUCAGUGCCAGGUGCUGCUGCAGGCACUGAGACUAGGCAUGCGUCGCAGGCAAGAACGGGUGCUGUGUGGCACCCCUGCCUAGAGCUCAGUGCACACCCUCCUUUCCUGGGAGGGCCCAGUCACAGACCCCAGAAGACAGGACACUGAGCUGAGUAAGGCUGGCCGCCUCCUCCUCCCCAGAGCAUGGGAAGGAGCCACCCAGGGACACCUGUCUUCCAGGGCUGGCUGGGCAGAAGCCGAUGGGCGGGUGGGCAUGUGAGCCACACAGCACUUAGGGGACGGGGCACUGGUCUUGGGCAUGCCCACACUGUCUGGAAGCAGCCUCCAUCCCUGACCAGGACCAUGGGUAGCUGCGAAGGAGCCAGACCAGGCCAUGUGCACUGGCACGCCCCUGGCAUUCAUGAGGCAGCCAUAGCUCAGCCGCUCACCCAAAGCUGUCUCUGCACUUGCCUCCCUCACCCCGCGGCUUCACUCGGUCGCCUCCAGGAGCUCCUCAAUACUUUUUUGUUCUCUGGAGAAGAAAGGUGAUCUCCCGGCUCCUAGGGUUCUGCCUUCCGCCCCGCGCUGGGCCAGCUUCCAGCGGCCCCCAGCCCGCCACAUCCGGCUCCCCUCCCUCCACGCUCACCAGAGCCAAAUUUCUCCUUGUCAACCCCUCCUCCCUGGGACCCCAGAGCUCCAUCCGUUUCCCGCCCACUGGGCUAAUCCUCUUCCGCCGAGGGAGGGAAGCGGGAGGACGUCCUCCCGGGUCUGGCUGGCUUUGGGGGCGUCGCGGUCAGUGGAGGCCCCGCCGGUCUCCCCAGGCGGAGUCGUGGGGUCGGCUGGGACCCGAGCCCGCAGGGCCCGUGCGCCUCUCUUACCGCGCUCGACCCGGCUCCCUGGGCUCCAGCCGCACCGCGCAAGCCUCCGGCUGGUUCGGGGACCGGGACUCCGCGGCGGGACCCCGCCCCCGGGCCAGGCCGUGGGCUCGCAGCCCCGUUGCCUCGGGUUGCAGCCCGUGAGGCCGUCGCGGGUGUCCCGUCUCCCUGCGCCAGGACGCGCGCUCCCGAGGGCAGGGCCCGCUGUCGCCUCCCAGGGGUCCCUGGCGCCCAGGACAGGCCCCGAGUGACGGUCCGUCCGCACAGGGGGCCGACGGAGCCGACCGUCGCAGGCUGCGGGCAGAAGGCGGGGCAGAGCCGGCCGGGCCGCGGCUCCCCCGGAACCCGCGGGAGGGGCCCGGGGCCGGGGCGGAGCGGAACGCGCGACGGACCGGCCGCUUCCGGCGUCUCGCCGCGACCCCCAGGAGGCGGGGCCGGGGCGUGAGGGUCCCGGACGCGAGCGGGGAGAGCCCUGGGGGGGACGACCCGACCCGCAGCCAUGGAACAGGACGACCCGGCCGAGGCGCUGACCGAACUGCGCGCCCGGCGGCCGGGCCCGCUGGAGCUGCUGCAGCUGGCGGCGGGCUCGGGCCUGGCGGCCUACGCGGUGUGGGCGCUGGUCCUGCAGCCCGGCUUCCGCCGCGUGCCGCUGCGGCUGCAGGUGCCCUACGUUGGCGCGAGCGCGCGGCAGGUGGAGCACGUGUUGUCGCUGCUGCGAGGCCGCCCUGGGAAAAUGGUGGAUCUGGGCUCCGGCGACGGCAGGAUCGUGCUGGCAGCCCACAGGUGUGGUCUCCGCCCGGCUGUGGGCUAUGAGCUAAACCCGUGGCUGGUGGCGCUGGCGCGGCUGCACGCCUGGAGGGCCGGCUGUGCCGGCAGUGUCUGCUACCGCCGGGAGGACCUCUGGAAGGUGAGCCUGAAGGACUGCCACAACGUGUCUGUGUUCCUGGCCCCCAGCGUGCUCGCACUGCUGGAGGACAAGCUGCAGGCAGAGCUGCCCCCAGGCGCCCGGGUGGUAUCUGGACGCUUCCCCCUCCCCACCUGGCAGCCUGUGGCUGUGGUGGGUGAGGGCCUGGACCGCGUCUGGGCCUAUGAUGUCCAUGGCGGUGGGCUGGCUGGGAAGGCUGUCUCCUCUGGGGGGGUGCCCAUCAAGGCUGCCCCAGUACCCAGUUCCACCUCGGUCCCUGGGGCCCCCGUUUCUCAGGCUGGCUAACUCUUCAGAUGCAAUAAAGACUCAGUGGAUUCCA
Molecule: messenger RNA, 2527 nt
Organism: Lemur catta (Ring-tailed lemur)
Lineage: Eukaryota; Metazoa; Chordata; Mammalia; Primates; Lemuridae
Gene: ANTKMT
Product: adenine nucleotide translocase lysine methyltransferase
Biological process (GO): positive regulation of proton-transporting ATP synthase activity, rotational mechanism; regulation of mitochondrial ATP synthesis coupled proton transport; peptidyl-lysine trimethylation
Cellular component (GO): mitochondrion
Molecular function (GO): protein-lysine N-methyltransferase activity
Source: RefSeq, a predicted model, not a curated record